Neurospora tetraspora is the source of this 2613-nucleotide messenger RNA. RefSeq lists its product as uncharacterized. Gene Ontology annotation, molecular function: calcium-dependent cysteine-type endopeptidase activity. The transcript has 4 exons. Gene Ontology annotation, cellular component: cytoplasm. The record is from RefSeq and is a predicted model, not a curated record. Gene Ontology annotation, biological process: proteolysis. NCBI's taxonomy places the organism in Eukaryota, Fungi, Ascomycota, Sordariomycetes, Sordariales, Sordariaceae. Bases 1 to 2613 code for a protein of 870 amino acids.
AUGGCCACCCCCGCCAAGAAGAAAGACUUCAACAAGACCCCCCAAGAACUCGUCACCGAAUUCUGGGACCAGUUCUUCGUCAAGAAACCCGGAAAGGUUACUCGGAUCUUCCCGCGCAGCCUCUAUGAGACUCUCCUACCACCCUCACAGCCACAAGGUGUCAGCUCAUCCCGCAAUGCCACGGAUAGCUACCUGGCCGCCGUCAAGGAAUGCAAGGAGAAGGUGAAGCGCAUUGUCAAGGAAUGCGAGCGCACCAACGAGAAGUUCACCGAUCCGGAUUUCGACAUCGAGGGUGACUUUGACAUCCGGAACUGCCUCCACGGACUCACCCAUGACGCUGAUCUAGAGGAAUUCUACGGCGAGCUCCAACAGCUGUACGACCUAGGAGCCACCAAAGGCAAAAAGGGCGCCAAGUCUCGGUCUCGCGGAGCUCCUCGCAGUGCCGAAGAUGCCCUCGAAACACCGGCACCCAAAGAUUCGAAAGGCCGUGAGGGUGUUAAGGCUGGUUGGCGUGAAACUUUCUCCCCCGGCUCCGUCCACCGUCUCGACUGGAUCUUUGAAUCACCCCAGUGGACCAAGGAUGGCUACUCGUCAUCUGACAUUAAGCAGGGCUGUGACGGCGACUGCUGGUGGCUGGCUGCCGUGGCCACCAUCGCCCACCGCAAGGAUCUCAUGGACAAGGUCUGCGUUGCCCGCGACGAGGAAGUCGGCGUCUACGGCUUCGUCUUCUUCAAGGAUGGCGAGUGGAUCAGCACCGUUGUCGACGACAACCUCUACCUGACGGAAGAGGACUACCGGCACCAUUACGACGAGUACGAUCCGACUGGCAAGAAGGGGCGCAAGCACCGGAAGGAUAAGCAGACAGGGUCCGAAGCCCUCUACUUUUCCCAAUGCUCUGAUCCGAACGAGACAUGGCUGCCCCUCCUGGAGAAAGCAUAUGCCAAAGUCCACGGUGACUAUGAAGCCAUUUCCGGCGGCUGGCCUGGUGAAGGCGUCGAAGACAUGACGGGUGGAGUGUCUGCCAUGCUGCAGUCGAACAGGGUGUUGCGGAAGGACAAGCUGUGGAAGGAGCUGGUGAACUCGAAUGGCGACUUCGUCUUCUCCUGCUCUGCCCAUGGCCAUGCCGAUACGAGAGGUAGCAUAGCCAACGGCCACGCUUAUUCUAUCCUGAAGGCCACAGAGGAGGUUGAUGAGGAUGGCAGGAAGGUCAGAUUGGUGAAGAUUCGCAACCCCUGGGGUGAGCGGACGCCGUGGGGAACUGGCGAGUGGGAUGGGCCUUGGUCGGACGGAUCUAAGGAAUGGACGCCCUAUUGGCUCAGGAAACUCGACCACAAGUUCGGCGACGAUGGCGAGUUCUGGAUGUCUUAUCAAGACAUGCUGGAUAACUUCAUGUACCUCUACCGCACUCGUCUCUUUGAUGACAAAUGGAAUGUCGUUCAGCAAUGGACCACUGUCACGGUUGGCUGGAUUGCCGGCUACUUGAACAAGAAGUUUGUCAUCGAAAUCAAGAAGGAAGGAACUGUGGUAAUUGUACUGAGCCAGCUUGAUGAGCGCUACUUCCAAGGCCUUGAGGGACAGUACAGGUUCAUCCUCCACUUCGUCCUACAGGACAAGGACGGAAAGGAGCAGCUCUGCCGCGUGCGUCCUACCCUUGACUGGAGUUCCCGAUCGGUCAGCUGCGAGCUCGAUCUCGAGCCCGGGCGCUACGAAGUCUUGCCCAAGAUCACGGUCCAACGAGAUACCAGCCAGCGUAUGGUUGAGGAUGUCGUCACCCGAUGGGCCGAGGAGAACCCCACCAAACUCCGCCAAAUCGGCAUGCAGUACGAUCUCGCCCACGCCAAGGGUGGCGUCCACGACGAGGACGAGAUCAUUACCCAGAGGAAAGAAAAAAUGAAGAAGAAGGAGGAGAGGAAGAAGGCCAAGGCCAAGGCCAUGCGUGAAAAGGAGCGCAGAGAGAAGAGGAAGCAGAAACAGGUGCAGAUCACCAUCAAUAUGCCUGAAGGUUCUACCGUGGCCACUUCCGGUACGGGUACGGAGGCUGAUAAGAAGGAGGAAAAGAAGGAGACAGCAGAAGAGAAGAAGGAGGAAGAGGAGAAGUUUGAGGAUGCUGUCGAGGAAAAGUCCAAGGAUGAUGAGAAGAAGGAUGGUGAGAAGAAGCAUGAGGAACCACCCAAGAAGGUAAGUGCCCCUUCAUCAUCAUCCAAGAGCGCCGCAGACGUUGCCGCUGGUGAAGGAAAGAAGACUGAGAAGGCUGGUGAAAAGAAGGAAGGUACUGCUGCUGCUGCAGAGAAGAAGAAGAUUGAGGAGAAACCCGCACGUGAAGAAAAGAAAGAGGAAGAAAAGGUACCUGUUGAGGAGCAGAAGACGACAAGGGCGCCGGCGGCGGCGGCUGAAGAGGUCCAGGAAGACCUGUCUGAAGACGAGGAAGAGGAGGAGGAGGAGCCCAAGAUCGAGUAUGAGGAGGGCAAGAUUCCCUGGAACGCCGUUUGCGUCGUUGGCUUGAGGGUGUAUGCUCAGGAUCCUGAUGUCACGGUCACGCUGGCGACUCCGAGUACUGCGGAGGAGGGCGCUAGUCUUGUUAUGGAUCAGCAUGCUGUUGGGGCUACUAUUUGA